Messenger RNA from Argiope bruennichi, 2551 nucleotides. Its product is annotated as ATP-binding cassette sub-family B member 10, mitochondrial-like. Bases 160 to 2115 code for a protein of 651 amino acids. Gene Ontology annotation, molecular function: ATP hydrolysis activity; ABC-type oligopeptide transporter activity; ATP binding. The record is from RefSeq and is a predicted model, not a curated record. NCBI's taxonomy places the organism in Eukaryota, Metazoa, Arthropoda, Arachnida, Araneae, Araneidae. The transcript has 12 exons. Gene Ontology annotation, biological process: transmembrane transport. Gene Ontology annotation, cellular component: membrane.
UGUAGGUUAAAGGUUGAGGAUGUACUUCGGAUAGAUAUGUAUAGUUGACACGAAUGUUCGGUAAUGUCAAGGAAGGAAGUGUUACUCUUUAAAUAGUAUAAAAUGAAAUAACCAAUGCCAUAAUAAAACUAUAAAAAUCUAUAUAAAGAAAAUUAAAGGAUGUGGUUUCAAAUACUGCAUUCAAAUCUUUUUAAAAAUACACUGUUAACUGUCUACAGAAAAAACAUUUCUUCCAAUUACAGUUUACUAUUACAGAACUUUUCGAAGAAGCAUAAUAUCGGUCGAAAUACAUAUUUUCCCAUCUUCCUGAAUGCAAAUACUAAACGGUGUUUUCCUCGAUUAGUAUCUAAUGUGGCGAAAAAACCUGUUCGAAAAGAAUUAAGAAGAAUUCUGAAAAUUGCCGAGAGUCAAAAAUGGAAAUUAACUGGUGCAGUUAUACUCUUGUUUAUUUCAAGUACUGUAACAAUGGCUGUACCAUUUUGUGUUGGAAAAUUGAUUGACAUGAUGACAUCAUCUGGGGAUGAUUUAAAAAUAAAUCUAUUAUUUUUUUGUAAAAUUUUAGUGGCAAUUUUUAUUAUUGGUGCAAUUGCAAAUUUUGGACGAGUCUAUUUGAUAAAUAUUUCAUCUCAUCAAGUGACAAAUACAUUAAGGAGAAAAGUAUACGGAUCCAUUUUGUGUCAAGAAGCGGCUUUCUUUGAUCAAACAAAAACGGGUGAACUUAUUAAUAGAAUUUCUGCUGAUACCACUACAGUCGGAAUGUCAAUAACAAACAAUAUUUCUGAUGGAUUGAGAUAUUCAUUUAUUUUUACUGCUGCAUCAUGUUUAAUGGUUUAUACUUCACCAUUAUUAGCAUCUGUAGGUUUAAUAACAGUAGCUCCUGUAGCGAUAGCAGCUGCUAUUGCUGGUAAAAUUUUAAAACGUAACUCAAAAUCUGUUCAAGAUGCUCUUGCUGAUGCUACUGAGGUGUGUGAAGAGAGGAUUUCAAACAUUAGAACUGUUCAAGCAUUUGCAAAACUACAUGAAGAAAAUGAAAUUUAUAGUCAUAAAAUUAAUAAUGUUUUACAUUUUGCAUAUAAAGAGUCUUUAGGAAGAGCUAUAUUUUUUGGAAUGACUGGUUUCAGUGGAAACUUGAUUAUUCUGUCUGUUUUAUAUUAUGGUGGUUCCAUGAUGAGUACAAAUCAAAUUACAAUUGGAGGUUUAUCAUCUUUUCUUUUAUAUGCUGCAUAUGUUGGCAUUUCCAUUGGAGGAAUGAGUACAUUUUACUCUGAAUUAAUGCGUGGUUUAGGAGCUUCUACCAGAUUGUGGGAACUGAUUGAUAGAAAACCUUUGAUUUCCUUUGAAGGUGGUAUUACAUUACCCCAAUUUAGUGGAAGUGUGAAUUUUGAGAAUGUUUGUUUUGCAUAUCCGAGUCGUCCUGAGAGCAUGGUGCUAUCAGAUUUCAAUCUCUCAAUACCUGCUGGGUCUGUUUAUGCUUUAGUCGGUGCUAGUGGCUGUGGAAAGUCUACUGUAGGCUCUUUAGUUCUUAGGCUGUACGAUUGUCAGAAAGGUGUAAUAAGUAUAGAUGGACACCAUAUUAAAUUAUUGAAUUUGAAGUGGCUUCGAAAGAAUAUCGGAGUUGUUAGUCAGGACCCUGUUUUAUUCUCUUUUUCGGUCCGAGAAAAUUUAUUGUAUGGAACUGAAGCACAAGACAAAGUACCUGACAAAAUCUUAGAAGAUGCUCUACUGAAAGCUAAUGCUCUGGAAUUUGUGAAAAAGUUUCCUAAGGGCUUAGAUACAUUAGUUGGUGAAAGAGGAAUCAUGCUUUCAGGUGGGCAAAGACAAAGAAUAGCAAUCGCUAGAGCUCUUCUAAAAAAUCCAAAAAUCCUUAUCUUAGAUGAAGCAACAAGUGCACUGGAUGCUGAAAGUGAAAAUUUAGUACACCAAGCACUUGAGAAAUUGAUGACUGGUCGAACAGUCAUUACUAUAGCACACAGAUUAUCAACAGUGAAAAAUGCUGAUGUCAUAAUUGUGUUAGAAAAUGGAAAAGUUGUUGAGAAAGGAAAAUAUGAUGAUCUGCUUGCAAAAGGAGGACAUUUUCAUCGACUUGUGCAAUUACAGAGCUUAAGAACAUCAUGAAAAGCAAUAUUAGUUACUUUUAUAAAAUAUUUAAUUUACUUGUAGUUCUGAUGUUCAAUUUUCACUUUUUGUUCCAAUCAUUUGUAUGCUGAUUACCAAUCAAAUUUUAAUUUCUAAUAUAUUUUUAAUUCUUUGAAUUGAAGAAUAUGAAAUGCUUUAAUCUUUAUGUAAUCGUCUGAUUACAUAUUUGGCUUUAAAUUUCAAUUUAAUUAUUGAAAUUUCUUGAAAAUCAGUUUUUUUAAAUUCAAAUAUUAAUUUUAAAUAGGGAUUGAUUUUUUUUUUGAUAUUUGGAAUAAAUUUAUAAACCCCCUCAAAAAUUAUUCUAGUUUAAAAAAAUUAAUUGUGCAUCUUAUUUUUAAAUGUGUUUUUAUUUAUGAGAAACAACCAUGACCAAAUAUUAAUUUUAUAUUACUGUGAGAAAUUUUUGUUUUUCGCU